Sander lucioperca (pikeperch) is the source of this 1978-nucleotide messenger RNA. RefSeq names its product DC-STAMP domain containing 1 (gene dcst1). The record is from RefSeq and is a predicted model, not a curated record. Gene Ontology annotation, cellular component: membrane. Lineage: Eukaryota; Metazoa; Chordata; Actinopteri; Perciformes; Percidae. The transcript is spliced from 16 exons. The coding region runs from base 92 to 1978 and encodes 628 amino acids.
CAAUUGACAAACGGACCAACUGACAAAUCAAAUCAAAACAGCAGCGUUACUGUGACUGACUGAAAGCUUGUUGAUAGAAGACUUUUGAUGGAUGAUGGCUCUCUCUGACCGACGUAGACCUUCAGCUCCUCACAGCACUGUGGAGAGGCUCAGUUUGAGGCUCCUCCCUCCUGCCGUCCAUCGGUUCAUCUUCAGCCAAUCAGAAGAGUUCUGGGUGGCCCACCUGGUCUUCAGGGCGCUGUUUGGAGCAGUGAUCGGUACAGUCGUGUUCCUGGGCGUCUGUAACAGCCUCCCGCUGACCUCUGCCAUGAUGCCGGCCGCAGCAGCUGUCUUUAUCGCUGUGUGCGUCGUCUGCGGAGCGUUGUCCUCCUCCUCCAGGUGUUUGGCCCUCCUCAUGUUUCCCAGCAUCCUCGGCUCCCGCGGCCGAGCGUACCUGAUGCUCUUCAUCCUGUCGGUGCUCUACAGUGGUCCAGUUUUUAACAUCCAGCGUAACGUGGAGACGGCUGCUCUGUCUCUGAGCUGUAAUCUGGAUCUGCAGGUUCAUCACAGCAAGUUACUAUGGCGACACGCCAUCAGGCCGUUCAUCGUCAUCACACAGGAGCUCAUGGAUGACGAACCACAGUUCCAGUCGGAGGCUCGGAGCGUCAGCAGGAAGUUUCAGGACAUCAGAGACGAGGUCUUCCUCCAGUACGGAUUCGACCGGUUCAAACCAAAAGACGCCGCCAGAGGGAACAGCACUCAGGAACAGUUCACCUUCAAGACCAGGAUCCAGUGCGACAGUGUGGUGAAUGAGGGCGUGCAGCGAUGUGCUGAUUGGUUCCACGGCAGGUGGGCGGAGUGUAUGAACGCGAUCCCCGUCCCUGUCAUCAACCACGUCCUCUGCGUCUCCAUGAAGUUCAACUUCCUGUGUGAUGUCAUGAGAGUGAUGACUCCGUGGUGCAGACAGCAGAUCCCCAUCGAGGGAAACUUCGGUCAGCUGUUUGAUCAGCUGAACCGUUCGGUCAACCUGCUGUCCAGAGAGUUCAGCACCAAGCUCAUCCUGCAGCAGCAGCAGCAGCAGGCGGUGCUGGGUGGAGUUCUGCUGGGUCAGAACAUCACUCAGGCGGUUCGGGAAUCCUUCCGGAGCCUGACGACGACCAUGGAGCAGCUGAACAACGUCCUGCAGCAUCUGCUCUCCUUCACCUUCAUCACCAUGUUCACUCAAGCGUUUGGUUACCUCCGACAGUACAGGAAGGACGUCCGAUUCGACAACGUCUACAUCACCACCUACUUCAGACAGAUCGACGCCCGCAGGAGGAGAGCGGGGAAGCGCUUCCUUCUGCCGAUGAAGAAGUCUGAGAGGAAGAAGUUCAUCGAGCCGUGCAGUCUGAAGAUCCACCCUGAGGAGCUCAAACAAGUGAGCUCAGGUGUGUUUCAGCUGCUGUCCGUCUCUCUGCUGUCCUUCGUCCUGCUGAUCGUUGACUUCUCUCUGUUCCACGUGUUGGACAUCGUCAGCAGACACACCUUCACCCAGUUCAACCUGACCAGUAGUCACCAGGUGGACAUUAAAGUGGGCGGAGACUCCAUGAUGGCCCGCCUCCUGAGGAAGACGGUUUCAGCCUUCAACAGCUCGUCCAGCCUCAGCUUCCACACCGACAACCGGGUGUGUGUGUCCCCCCCCUCCCCCCUCUCUGCAGGUGUGUAUGUGAGCUGUGUGUGUUUUGUCCUGUUAGUGGCGCUCUUCAGCUGCCUUCAGGUUUACAGCAUCCGCCUCCGCCGUGUUAUCGCUGCCUUCUACAACCCAAAGAGGGAGAAGAAGCGAAUCUUGUUUCUCUACAACCUGCUGAUCCAGCGACAGAUUUCCUCCACUGACAGUGAAGGCAUCACCAGCCGAGGGCAGCGCAGCAGGACGGUGUUUCAGCGUCUACGCCGCUGUCUUUAUCGCCAUCUCCAGCAGGAAGUGUCGGACUCACAGGUGACGCACUACGACCCCGCUUAG